AUGGAUUUUGGAUCCAAUAUCUCAGUUGCCUUUCUAUCCUUGAUGCUGACACUGUUACUUGUCAGGAGUUCUAAUGCUGGUGGAAUCUCCAUAUACUGGGGUCAGAAUGGGAACGAAGGAACUUUGGCAGACACUUGUUCCACAGGAAACUAUGAAUAUGUAAACGUGGCUUUCCUUUCUUCUUUUGGAAAAGGUCGGACUCCAGUUCUGAACCUUGCUGGUCACUGUGAUCCGAGUAGCAAUGGGUGCACCAAAUUAACUGAGCUCAGACAUCAAAUCCUGCCAAGCAAAAGGAGUCAAGAUCAUUCUUUCCAUCGGUGGUGCGGCUGGGAGCUAUUCCCUAGCUUCUGCUGGAGACGCGAGACAAAUGGCAAGCACUGGGAUGACCUAGCGAAGUACCUCUCUGCGUAUAGCAAGCGUGGAAAGAAGGUUUACUUGACAGCAGAUGCAUGGCUUGGAACUGCACUUCAAACAGGUGUUUUUGACUAUGUGUGGGUGCAAUUUUAUAACAAUCCACAAUGCCAAUAUAGUUCUGGAAAUAUCAACCGCAUUAAAGAUUCCUGGAAGCAAUGGACUUCUAAUAUCCCAGCCAAAAAGAUUUUCUUAGGGCUUCCAGCAGCUACUGAUGCAGCCGGAAGUGGGUUUAUCUCUGUGUCUGAUCUAACCAGAAAGAUUCUUCCAGCAAUUAAGGGUUCCAAUAAGUAUGGAGGUGUGAUGCUGUGGUCGAGGUAUUAUGAUGAUCAAUCUCGAUAUAGCUCUUCCAUUAAGAGCCAUGUUUAG
This is a messenger RNA of Lactuca virosa, 780 nucleotides long. The record is from the annotation of a GenBank genome assembly. NCBI's taxonomy places the organism in Eukaryota, Viridiplantae, Streptophyta, Magnoliopsida, Asterales, Asteraceae.